Messenger RNA from Acanthaster planci (crown-of-thorns starfish), 5524 nucleotides. RefSeq names its product b(0,+)-type amino acid transporter 1-like. NCBI's taxonomy places the organism in Eukaryota, Metazoa, Echinodermata, Asteroidea, Valvatida, Acanthasteridae. Gene Ontology annotation, cellular component: membrane. Gene Ontology annotation, molecular function: L-amino acid transmembrane transporter activity. The record is from RefSeq and is a predicted model, not a curated record. Gene Ontology annotation, biological process: amino acid transmembrane transport.
AACCGGCCUUUGGUCGCGGGCUUUUGUAGGUAAACGGCGCGGUGUCUAGCUAGCUAGCUGCAAGCGUAGACCUACAAUUUUUCAGAUUAACGCGCCAGGCAUACAUGUAGGUCUUGCAGGAAAUCGAACAUCUGGGGAGUGUUCGUACUCGUAAACCUUCGUUCAACUCAAGUCUGUUGAUCUCGGUCAGGUGUACUUCCACCUUGUGUGACAAAAAAAGGUGGCUGUGUUCCAAAGACAGCCGCUGUUUUCUCAAGGAGUUAAAGCCACGUACGUGUGGCAAACAGACUGUAGGUGCAGCUCUGGUGUCACUCUGUGACUGUCCGCAUUGCCGUCGUGGCCUUUUAGAAUGAGCCGUCGGCGGGACCCUACGCUAAUAGACGAGGGGGUUUAUGUUGGCUGGAAACCAGGACGGUUGAGCUUUUGCGAGGUUUGACUUGACUUUAAUGUCAGUACUAGCACCGUUGCCAUCCCCCUGUCGCCGGGAGCCGUUGAGGACCAGCUCUUCGGGCAGAACAAUUGACGUCUCCCCUACCCCCGUGCUAUUUGCAAGUGGAGCUCUUGCUACAAGCCAAGAACUCACCCGGGCAGGAUUAACCGGUGCCCUGACACCGACUUCUCAAAGUUGCUGUUAUCUGAUUCCCCCAUAACUCAUAAACACUGUCUUGGGGAGACACAUUCAAAGGAUUUUUGGUGGCAUUUGGACUUGGGAAGUGAUUUUCAAAUCUCUUGGCGGCUUCUGCCCAGACAGAAACAACAUAUUUUCACCAACGGGAAUAGUCUCCAAACGGCCAUGACCGAGGUACGGGAACGGGAAGGUAGGAGGGGAGAAUACUCCUUGGAGCCCAAGAAGAAUGGCGGGACAGAGGCCCUGGAGAAGAAGGCACCACUCGACGGUGAUGGAGUGUCGGUGGGAGACGGGAAGGGAGUCAAGCUGAAGAGACAGGUGGGCCUGAUCAGUGGUAUAGCAUUGAUUGUUGGUACCAUGAUUGGAUCCGGCAUCUUCGUGUCACCAAAGGGAGUCCUGACUCAGACGGACAGUGUAGGAAUGAGUCUAGUUGUGUGGUUGCUGUGCGGCAUACUCGCCACUAUGGGGGCGCUGUGUUACGCAGAGCUAGGCACGGUGGUCCCCAAAUCGGGGGCAGAGUACGCCUACCUGUGGACUCUGGGGCCCGUCCCCGCUUAUCUCUUUGCCUGGACGUCCACCAUCGUCAUCAAACCCUCCAGUUUGUCCAUCAUUGCACUCGCCUUUGGGGCCUACGUGGCUGAACCCUUUUUCAGCGGCGAAUGUGGCCCACCGCAAAUAGCCAUCAAAAUGUUUGCGGCCCUGGCCAUACUGUUGAUCGUGUUCAUCAACUGCGCAAGCGUCAAGUGGGCCACGUCGGUACAGAAUUUCUUCACUGCUGCCAAGAUCCUUGCAUUGAUCAUCAUCAUUGUAGUGGGCUUCGUCAAGCUUAUCCAAGGCGAGGUGAGGUAUUUAUCACCGUCGGUGUCGUUCACUGGGUCUUCCACCAAUGUCUUUGCCUACGGAAUCGCAUUUUACCAGGGACUGUGGGCUUACGACGGAUGGAACCAGCUAAACUACAUCACCGAGGAGCUGGUGAAGCCAUAUAGGAAUUUGCCGUUGGCUAUCAUCAUCGGUAUCCCGCUGGUGACCAUAUUGUACCUGCUCGUCAACAUCGCCUACUUCACCGUCAUGUCCCCAGAGGAAUUGCUGCAGUCUGGUGCCGUGGCUGUGACCUUCGCCAACCGCACCCUGGGCGUCAUGUCGUGGCUCAUGCCCGUGGCUGUGGCUUGCUCCACGUUUGGGGCUGCCAACGGCACCUGUUUCACGGCGGGAAGGUUGACAUUCGUGGCUGCCCGUGAAGGUCACAUGGUGGAGAUCCUCUCCAUGGUUCACGUCAAGAGGUACACCCCCUUCCCAGCUCUGGCUUUCCAGUCGUUCAUCGCUCUCUUGAUGUUGCUGCCCGGCGACUUUGAGACCCUGGUGAAUUACUUCAGCUUUGCUGCCUGGCUGUUCUAUGGCGGCACGGUGGCGGCAUUGCUGGUGCUGCGGUAUCGACAUCCAGAGUGGCACCGUCCCAUCAAGGUUCCCAUUGUGAUUCCCAUCAUCGUCCUGAUUGCUUCGGUGUAUCUAGUCAUUGCACCCAUCAUUGAUGAGCCCGCCCUGGAGUACCUCUUCGCGUUCCUCUUCAUCUUGGCUGGCCUCAUCUUCUACGUCCCGUUUGUCCACUACAAAUACGAGCUCCCUUUCAUGAAGCACAUCACUGUAUUUUUUCAGCUGCUAUUGGAGGUUGCACCAACCAGCUACUUCGAGACCGAAGAACUCCAGAAUGCAUAAGCGCUACAACGUCUCGAGCACCUCACUUACCUUGUGCUUCCCUUUGGAAGCGCUUCGCAGUUGGAUGGCGUUGGUCAGCCGGAGUCACAUGACCAGCAGCUGCUGUUUGGAUUGGCUGAAUGCUACACAUUUCAGAGUGGCAUACAGGAUAUAGUCAGUUACAAUUAUAAACGUUUUCAACUCUUCAUCUUGCUAUUGUUAUGAAAGCCAAAUAUCACUUGUAAAGUACCCCCCCCCAAAUGCAGUUGAACCUUAUAUUUUGUUCAGUAUCCGAAUUCGUCAAAUUCUUUAUCUUUGAUUUCUGUGAGCAGUAUUCCUGCUUUAAAGGGUAGUGAUAGUUAGUUGAUAUUAAAAAUCAGUCAGAAGAGAGAUAAUCCUUGCCAGAAAUAAUUCUGAGUAAAUUCAACAGAUGAGAGUACAGGGGAAAAGAGCUCAGCUGAUUAAAACUCUACGACAGUAAUUGACAGUAUUCUCAGGUUCAACUCAGUGGUUAGUCACAAGUUAGAUGAGUACGUACUGGACUGUGCACCUAAAAUCUGUCCCAAUUCCAUUCUUCAGAAUUGAAGUGUUGUUUCCAAAACAACACAAUCUUAUUCAAAUGUAAGCAACUCGUAUUAUUAUUGCUCGUACUGAUGAGGGCUGAAGCAAAUGAUAGCGAAGAUGGGAUGUUAUAUUGAUACUUGUACCAGAAGAGAGUUCAAAUUUGAGCCUGAAUGAGGUCAAACCAGUAUAUCAAGUUUUCAAGUUCUCAAGCAUGUAAUGAUUGUAGGUUGUUCUGAGCGUUCAUUUUUGUGUAAAUACAUUUCAGUGGAAGAGAAACCCGUUUUGUAGAUUUUCCCCACAAUGCAAGUGCACUACAUCAGGGUUUGCAAUGUUUGGACGAUUGUUUACUUCCAGUAACAUUUUAACCUCUGUUUUGGGGGAGGGGGUUGAACUCCUCCCCCCUCGUUAGUCUGGUAUGAUAUUUGGGCCGAGUUGCCCUUUCCGAUCAAUUGGGUGUUCAAGAAAUCUCGGCCAGUGAAAUCAUCGAAUGCAUUUAAAAGUGAAAAUUUGUAGAGACUAAGUGUCAAAAACUAGAACAUCUUUUAAACACUGUAUAUAUGUCGACCCCUUAUAAUUUACUAAGGCAUUAUAUCUAGUCUCAGAGUUUUCUGUUUAUUUUUAGGGGUUCGAGUAUUGUUUGAAAUCGGAUUUUUUUUUUACUAAAGCUUAGACUUAAAACGUGUCAUAGUAUAGUCAGUCUGUCCUUGUUCAAGGUGUGCAUUCGGACAUGGACAAACUUAUAUUCUUUGGUACGACGCCAUUUUGAAGCUACCUGUGGUACAUGCAUGAACUUGUGCCGAUUGAUAAUUCUUAUCGGAAGCUUUUUUUGUCCUAUCAAUUCAUGUACUCAUUUGUGGACAUUUCGUGUUUAAAUGGACGGUGGUAUCACAAAAAAACGCCGAUUCCUGUGGCUGCAUGCAGGCAACCUCUCUCUACCAAAACUACGGGGUCCCCGCAUGCCAAUCUGAGGAGAAUACACAGACAGGCGUCCGUACGUUAAAAUCGAGGUGUGUAGAGAGCCGACCACGAAGGCAUUGGCCGUCUGUCCACAGCCUUCCAAGGAGCGAAGAACCUGGAGAAACUCCAGUACCCCCGCGAGGAAAAAACCUCCCUUCAAGUUGUAAAGAAAGCAGUGUUAACUUCGGCUCUUUGUUCGAGAGCCAGUGGUGUCAGAUGUCACUGCUGGCGUUAUUUGAGGUAGCCUGAUACCACGGACGUGUUGAAACAGGUGUUCCUUUUUCCUGUGACGAAUUGGCUAGACAGAGACGUAGGAGAUGUCUGCUGACAGCCAUCCUGUUUGCGUAGGACCUCUUGCCUUUUUAUAAGUAUAACCACUAAGGUGACACUACUAGAUUUUCCUCCGCAUCAAAGGCCGAGUUCGAUCCUCGACAACUUACCGGCCAGUAAUCGAUGUUGCCUGGUACGGAGGGUGUAGUUUGUGUACGGGUUUCUACCAGCAAAGAUUGACCACUGCUAGACACUCCAUCACUGAUGGGAUUAAUGAUUGAACAUUUGGAGCUCAGUUUUGGUUGAUACCCCGUGUAGGGCUUGUUCGCCAGAGGAGGACGUUUCUGACUUGAGACAUUCAUCCUGUCGGUUUCACAGUGCCAGAAAUGAAAUGACAUUUCCGGAGUAUUCGAUUAUGCCAAGCCACCCCCCCCCAAAGAAUGAUUGAACUGGUCUUGGAACUCGAGUGACGUCUCAGCAUGGAGGAAUAAUCGGGGUUUUGGAACCUUCUUGUGACCACAUAUUGGUCAUUGUUGUGUCGCGUGUUCGGCAACUGGGGUGAAAUUAGCCAGAAAGCCGACACCUCUGACAUCCCACAGCCGCUAUCUUGACACUAGUCCCCACGGUGGCAAACAGGUGGCAAGUUCCCACACAUGAUUAAUUGAAGGGUGGAAGAGAAAGCCUCGGGUCGCGUCUGCAGUUUUGUGAAAAGCAGUGACACAGUUCUUACGGAGUUUGUUGCUUUGUGAGACAUUGCAUGCGAAAAACACAUUUAUCACGACCACGAGUGCCGUGCAAGGGUUGGGGAAGACUUUUUGCAAAGUCCGGCAUGGAUUUCUCCACAAAUGGUUUAUUUGUAUUUGGGGCUUGUGAAGUUAAAAGAGAAGGGAAGUCCUUUGAGUUUGAAAUCAUCCUUUUUUCUUCGUUUUAAACAAAUCUAUAUUUUUGUCUGCAUCUUCCCCGUUCGUGUGUAUUUAAACACAAAAACGGGGAUUGGUUUGGCUUCCGUUUUGAUGUUUUGUUUUAAGUUGAAUUGCUGUUUUGAUUACAUUUCGAACAAUGCGUCUUGAGGAAAUUUUCAAAUUUGUAGUGUUGUAAAACUGAUCUGCAACUGAAAUUAUAUAAAUAUGUAUUUGAUUGGUGCGAAUUUCUUGCAUAAGAAAAUGCUAGUUUGCUGUGAUAAUGGACAAAACAGUAGGAAUGGUUUUAUUCUAAUCAUAUCUAGUUAAAAGUUAUUUGGACAGUUGCACAAUAAUGAUGAAAUUAUCUUCAAUUCUGCUUUUGCCGAAAGGAUUAUUUGUAAAAAUUUGUUUGCUAUCCAGAAAUCGAUGAGCACCUGACGGCUGUAAUGCAAGUUUGACUAUCAAUGCACCUGAAAUGAAAAGAAUAUAAACCAUUUUGACGUAUUCAAAA